Molecule: messenger RNA, 2633 nt
Organism: Pelodiscus sinensis (Chinese soft-shelled turtle)
Lineage: Eukaryota; Metazoa; Chordata; Testudines; Trionychidae
Gene: LEKR1
Product: leucine, glutamate and lysine rich 1
Source: RefSeq, a predicted model, not a curated record
CCUCAUUGUUGCGCAGUUGCCAUGGUUACGAGAGACGCCGUUGGAGUCCCCCUGGCAGCGCGAGGGACGCCGAGAGGGGAAAAGAGACCAGAGCGCCAGUGGAAUCAUUCUCACGUGUGUGCUGCCUACACCAGAAGCGCGACACUGGAGGAGCUGCUCUCCCAUUGGCACAAUUAUUGCACCUCAGUGAGAGGUGGAAGCUACGUUAGUGGGCGAGUGCCUCCUGCUGACGAGCCUGAAUUUUGGUACACCAUGGAUCGACAUAUUCCAAUGCAUGCAUUACCAGAAGAAAUCCAAAAGAUGUCCCGGGAUGAAACAGUGUGUAAAUACUGUGGAGUCAGUUAUUUGAUCCUUCAUGAGUUUAAGCUGAUGGAAGACAAAGUAAAAGCAAUGGAAAAAGAGAUGAAGUUUUAUGAAGGAAGUGUGGACCGGGAAAAAAGACUUCAAGCACAGUUGCAGUGUCUUACUCAAGACUUUGAACAGUGCAUGGCUGAUAGUGAAUCAAAAACAGAAAGAAUAAAUAAUUUAUCUGUGCAAUUGAAAGGCAAACAAAAUGAGCUACAAAAUCUGAAUGAGGCCAGGAAACGCUUCCAAGAAGAGAAGGAAGUUGCACAUAAAAAGUUAGAACUGUUCAGGAAAAGAUUGGAGUACCAUCAGAUAACUCUAAACAAGGCUCUUUCAUUACUUCCUUGUGUUAGAAAAGAGCUAUCCAGUAUUAAAGAAGUUGUAUCUAAUAAGCUAGACAACUGGACUGGACUGAAAGAAGAGAUAUUUGUACAAAUAAAAACUAUAAGCAAAGUCUCGUUGACAGAAAUAUCUAGACUGACUCAAAAGUUGGCAGAAUUCCAGAGGGAUAAAGUGUCCCUCCAGGAGGAGGUAAAACAUCUGAAGUCAGUGUCCAGUGCAUCUGAGCUGAAAAGUCAUCAGCUUCAGACUUUACGCCAACAAGAGAGUGAAUUACAAAGCAGAUGUUGUGAACUACAGAAGGAAAAAUUAGAUUUAACAAAUCAAGUGGAGACAAUUGGACUCAAGUUUCAGGAAGCAACAGUUGAAAUGGACCAUUACAAAAAACUAAUCAUGAUGAAAUCAAAGGAAGUUGAUAUCUGUCACAGUGAACUUCAAAAGCUGGAGUAUGAAAAUGGAAUAUCUAAAUCCAGACUUACUAAAGAUCUUAAAGAAAAAGAAGAGUCUUUAUUAGUUUGCCAACAAGUAUGCAAACGUUUACAGGAAGACAUGACAGAGAAAGAAAGGCAAGAAGAAGAUCUAAGAAGAAGAACUAGUUACUCAGAAAAUGAACUGGAAACAACUAAAACUCUUCUUAGACAGAGAGAGGAAGAAGUGGUAAUGCUAAAACAAGAAAGGGAGUUGAUGCUGAUUUCUCAUCAGAACAGAACAGAGCAGCUGCAGGAAGCAUUAAGACAGAAGAUUCUGAAUGAAGAUAACUGGAGGAAAAAGAUGGAAAUUGGUCUAGCUACAGACCAAGCACGACACACAGAAGAGAUUCUCAGGCUCAAGGAAGAUGCUAGAAUGGAAUUAGACAUUGAAAGACAAAAGCACCAAGAAUUAGUAGCAAAGUAUCAGAAAGAUCAAGAGGAACUGCAGAUGAAGAUACCUGAAUUAAUAUCCAGUGCCAUCAACAGCCUAAGGAUGGAAGUGGGAAUUCUUAAAAACCAGCUUCGGGAAGCCCAGAUCAAACUUACAGAGAAAGAUGGAGAUAAGGAAGAAGAAAUGCGAAACUUUAAAAGGCUGGUUACUAAGCUUGAAUUCCAGCUUAAGAUGGAACAGAACAACAGUGAUUCAUUAUCAGAGGGAAUGAGGAAAGAAAUUAAACAGAAGUCAGAUGAACUGGAAAAAUUAACUCAAGAGCGAGCAGAGCUGAUUCAGAAUUUGAGUCAGGCUCAAGAGGAGAACACUCUCCUGCAGGAAACAGUGCGUAGAGAGUGUGAGGAACGCUAUGAGCUAACUGAAGCUUUGACUCAGGCCAGAGAACAAGUAUUAGAACUGAAGAGGCUCAGUGGAAAUUUCCCACUGUCACAAUGUACACUGAGUCAGGGCAGCCUAACCUCCUGUGCUGCGCUGGUCAGCAAUCAUGGACAGAGGAGCCUAACAAGCCCAAAUUCUGGGAAAGGAAUCACACACUCGGGCUUGUGUGGCAUUUCAAGAGCUGCUAAUGCACCAGCUUUCAAUAAGCACAAGAGCAGUGGUAAAAUGGGUUUGCCAGCUCUAACUCCACCUCACCCUCCCAGGGGCAGAGCAUCUUCUGUGAAUGAAUCCAAGAACAGAAUAACUGCAGUUAUAAGAAGGCAACUGAGUCAGCUCUGAUAUAUAAAAUAUCAACGACAGUAUUUUGAUAAAGCAUGCAAACCAUUUCAUUGCAUCAUAUGGCCACUUAAUUGUGGACUAUGAGGCAAAAUGGUACCAGUAAAUUAACCUUUAUUGGCAAUUAGCACAUUUCUAGCUCUUCUAACCAUUUAAAAUUAAGCUGAAGUCUUUUAUGUAGUUAUAUGUUAUAAGCCAAUCAUGGUUGCUUAUUUUUUGUUCAACAGUAUAAUUGAGGUAAAUGCUAUAUAUAUUUUAAAAUGAGAAAUAUACAAAUGAAAACACUUAGGCUGCAUCUAGACUGGCAUGAUUUU